AUGACAAACGAUAAAGAAACAAGAUACGAUAGACAAUUAAGAUUAUGGGCAUCAAGUGGUCAAUCAAAAUUAGAAGAUUCUCAUGUUUGUUUAAUUAAUGCAACACCAACAGGAUCAGAAACUUUAAAGAAUUUAAUCUUACCAGGAAUUGGUGAAUAUACAAUUAUUGAUAAUAAAUUAGUAACUUCAACUGAUUUAUCAAGUAAUUUCUUUCUUAAGAAACCUGAUUUAAAUUGUUAUUUAUCAUGUGCUAUACUGAAUAAUUUAAAUGAAUUAAAUCAAGAAGUUAAAGGUCAUGCUAUAACAAGUUCAAUUGAAGAUAUUUUGAUUAAUGAAUCUGAAUCAUAUUGGGAGAAAUUUAAUAUUGUAAUUAUAAGUGAUUAUUUACCAAGUUUAAGAAAAUUAAUUGAAAUUCUUUGGUCCCGGCAAAUUCCUAUAUUAAUUAUAAAUUCAAUUGGUUAUUAUGGUUCUUUAAAUAUUUUGACUAAUGAAAUUACUGUAAUUGAAACUCAUGAUCCUUCAAAAUUAUUUGAUUUAAGAAUAGAUAAACCAUGGCCUGAAUUACAACAAUUUGCUGAUUCAUUUGAUUUAGAUAAAUUAAAUGAUGCUGAACAUUCUCAUGUUCCUUAUAUUGUCAUAUUUAUAAAAGCAUUAGAUAAAUGGAAAUCACUUCAUAAUGGUCAACCUCCUUUGACUUAUGCUGAUAAAAAAUUAUUUAAAAGUUAUAUUGAAUCAAUGUCAAGAAAUAUACAAUUAGAAACAAAUUUCAUGGAAGCUGCAAACUCAUAUCAUCGUGCAUGUCAAAAGACAGAAAUUCCUGAUUCAAUAAAUGCAUUAUUUAUAAAAUCAAAAGAAAGAGGUCUAGCUAAUGAUACUCCUAUAUUUUGGAUAUAUAUUGCUGCAUUAGAAAAUUUCGUAACUAAAAACAAUCAACAAUUACCUUUGGCUGGAAGUUUACCUGAUAUGGCCCUGGAUACCAAAAAUUAUAUUAAUUUACAAAAUAUAUAUCGUACAAAGGCAUUAAAAGAUCAAAAAUUAUUUACAGAAGAAGUUCAUGGGAUUUUAGAAUCAAUUGGAAGAAAUCCCACCGAUAUCCCAAAUGAAUCAAUAGCCGUAUUUUGUAAAAAUGUUCAAUUAUUAUUUGUAACUAUUGGAUCAAGAAAAUUGGUAGAUACUCAAUUAAUUGAAAAAUUGUAUCAAGAAUCUGAUGAUUCAGAUGAAUAUAAUACCCUAGCUAUUUAUUUUGCCAUACUUACAUUUAAUAUUUUUGUUGGACAAAAUGGUCGUAAUCCAACUAUUGAAGAUCUAGAUUCAUUUAUAAAGAUAUUUGGUCAAAAUUUUUCAAGUAGACCAAUACUGUUGUCAAUUGCAAAUUCAUUCAAAGAAAUAUUGGCUCAUAAUACAAGAAAUUAUCAUAAUUUAUGUAGUUUAAUGGGUGGAGUUGCUAGUCAAGAAGUAUUGAAAUUAACUACUUCUCAAUAUAUCCCAUUGGACAAUUUAUUUGUAUUUGAUGGAAUAAGAUCAAGUAGUGAACGGUAUAAAAUAGGUUCUCUUAAUUAG
Molecule: messenger RNA, 1560 nt
Organism: Hemisphaericaspora subhashii
Lineage: Eukaryota; Fungi; Ascomycota; Pichiomycetes; Serinales; Debaryomycetaceae
Exons: 1
Coding region: 1-1560 (519 amino acids)
Biological process (GO): protein neddylation
Cellular component (GO): cytoplasm
Molecular function (GO): NEDD8 activating enzyme activity
Source: RefSeq, a predicted model, not a curated record